AUGGAGUCUUUAAUCGCAAGGGCUAAUAGAGGUAAUUUUGCGGGCGUGGAAAAGAAACAGUAUUGGAAGUACGAUUGGUACACGCCAAGUCGAAUUGAUGCAACGACGAGUAAUACUAAUUCAAAUGCUGAGAUUGCUCGCUCCUCUGAGAGUGGCUCCACUGAUAAGCUUCCUGUUAAAUAUAAAACAUGGUCAAAAACGGAUAAAUCCAUUUUUGUAGAUUACCACGACGAUGAUAUUGGUGAUCUGUUCGAUCUGUCAAUGCAUUCCGGUAUAGCUCAUGUCGUUGCAGGAAAUAGUACUGGUGCUAAGGUACCAAACGGGGGUACUAUGGAUGAAGGGUUAACGAUGGAAGAUAUAAGAGGUGCUGUGGGGGAUAGCGAAGCCAUUCCUGGAUUGUCUAGUUCCGACACCAUCAAGAAAAAUCAAGAAGUUGAAACCCCUACAGUGCAAGAGUCAUCUAUCGCACCAGAGGGUAAUGAUUUGCCUCUUACUGAUGGUGCUGCGCCAGAAAUAAAAUGUACGUCCAACGAUCCACAAACCAAUGAGAUUCCAGCAACGUCCAAGGUUGACGAUAAGCCCAAAGAUAUAGAUGGAGAUGUAAAUAUGCAAUUAGAAUAA
Zygotorulaspora mrakii is the source of this 621-nucleotide messenger RNA. RefSeq names its product Rtt102p (gene RTT102). The coding region runs from base 1 to 621 and encodes 206 amino acids. Gene Ontology annotation, cellular component: nucleus; RSC-type complex; SWI/SNF complex. The transcript has a single exon. The record is from RefSeq and is a predicted model, not a curated record. Gene Ontology annotation, biological process: chromatin remodeling. Lineage: Eukaryota; Fungi; Ascomycota; Saccharomycetes; Saccharomycetales; Saccharomycetaceae.